ACUCGGGAGCCGCGUGCGCCCAGCUCCGGCAGCCCGUUCGGUCGCGCGCGCACCGACGGAAGCUCAAACUCGAAGCAGUCGCGGGCGGCGAGUCGAGCAAGCAGGAUCAUGGCCACGUCGCGAGCAGGGCUGUUGUUAGUGUGCGCCGCCGCCGUCGUCAGCUCUGCGCACGACGUCACCACGACGGACGACUCUUUCCGCAACCGGAAUGCGGCCGUAGAAGCUGACAAGAAUCACUGGUACCAGGAGGCAGCCAAGGGCAUUGGGGAGCGGCUGGCGCGUCAGCCCAACUGUGGGCCGUGCGCGCAACGUGGUGCUCUUCCUGGGUGACGGCAUGGGCAUCCCCACGGUGACCGCGGCGCGCAUCUACAAGGGCCAACGGCUGCACAAGACGAGCGGCGAGGAGCAGAAGCUCUCGUGGGACCAGUUCCCGCACCUCUCCCUCUCCAAGACCUACGGCCUGGACGUGCAGACCUCGGACUCGGCGAACACGGCCACCGCCUACCUCUGUGGCGUCAAGGCCAACGUCGAAACACUCGGCGUGGACUCUCGCGUCAAGAGCGGCGUCUGCCACAACGACACGAGCAAGCACUUGCCUAGCAUCAUGCAGUGGGCACAGGAUGCCGGCAUGUGGACGGGUUUCGUGACCACGUCCAAGGUGACGGACGCCACGCCUGCUGGAAGCUACGCGCACUCGGGCCACCGCGACUGGGAAGCAGUAGUGCCUGAAAGAUGCCACGCCGAGGACAUCGCCUACCAGCUCAUCCAUCGCAAUCCCGGCGCCGGCUUCAAGGUGAUCCUUGGUGGUGGAAGGAAGAUGUUCCGUGCCACCCAAGACGAGGAAGGCAAAGAUGGCAUGCGCAAGGAUGGCAAAGACCUGAUCAAGGACUGGCACGAGGCUAGGUCCAAAAUGGGAAAUGCCAGCUACGUGUGGAACCGUCAGCAGCUGCUCUCUGUCAUGCCAGGAAAGACUGAGUUCCUGCUCGGGAUCUUCGACAACGACCACGUGCCCUACGUGAUCGAGCGCAGCACUCCUGACUCCACAAAGCCCACCCUGCCGGAGAUGACCAGAGUCGCUGUGGAGAUCCUUAAGAAAGCGCCCAAGGGGUUCGUGCUGCUCGUCGAAGGAGCGCGCAUCGACAUGGCCCACCACAAAAGCAAGGGUGGAUCGGCCCUGGAAGAAGCCCUGGAGUUCGACCAGGCCGUUCAGGAGACGCGCGACACGCUCAAGAUGGACGACUCCCUGCUGGUGGUGACGGCCGACCACUCUCACACGUUCACCAUGGGCGGGUACCCGAAGAGAGGCACCAACAUCCUCGGUAUUGCUGGGUAUUCAGACGUCAACCAUCUGCCGUUUACUGUCAUCACCUAUGGAAAUGGCCCUGGUUUUUCAACCUCCAAAGAAAACUUCACCAACGAAGAAGUUGCGAAGCCCGACUACGUGCAACGGUCGGCCUUCCCGCUCAAGCAGGAGACCCACGGUGGCGAGGACGUGGCGGUGUACGCCACGGGGCCGUGGGCGCACCUCUACACCGGCGUUCAUGACCAGUCGUACAUCCCCCACGUGAUGGCGCACGCUGCCUGCAUCGGCCGCUUUAAGGGCGACAAGUGUGCCACGCCCGAUAAAACUACGGGUACCGGCGCAGCCGCGAUCCCGGCGGCUCAGCUGUUCGCCGUGAUUGCCUCGGCGCUCGGCGCCCUCCUGCUGCGGUGACCCGACUAAGGACUGCUGUCUCCGCCCUGACGACGUUUCUUUUCGCCGUGUGCGCCUGCAUGUAUUUGGUUGCCUCUGGCGGUCACGCAUUUGAAGCGUGGGUCGCCAGAAGGCAGAACGAGGGAACAAAACGAGGAUAGUCGGCGGCGCGUUAUUUUGUGCAAGUUGUGACCGGCAUUAAGUGGCCGAAUAUCUAUAUUCCUGACUUAUUAUUACGGCAAGUUUAUAACAGUACUACUUAAAUGGUAAUGGUACGGUAACACUGACAACAGCGAGGUGGCUGUGACGACAUGUUUGCCGUUUGUAAGGCAUGUUUGCCGACGUUAAUUGGGUGCGGCAAAAGGCGGGCAAAAAAAGUGUCCGUAAUACCCGACAUCCUAGUGUUUCGAAGAUGG
Molecule: messenger RNA, 2109 nt
Organism: Dermacentor silvarum
Lineage: Eukaryota; Metazoa; Arthropoda; Arachnida; Ixodida; Ixodidae
Product: alkaline phosphatase, tissue-nonspecific isozyme
Exons: 8
Coding region: 335-1714 (459 amino acids)
Biological process (GO): dephosphorylation
Molecular function (GO): alkaline phosphatase activity
Source: RefSeq, a predicted model, not a curated record